UGUUCGUGAUCGACACUGCUGACUGCUCAGUUUGACCUCCCAACUACCACAAACACACACACACAUAUAUAUUUAUAGGCACACUCACAGCAACUCAUUUUGUCCAAGUCCCUGAAGAUGUUGCUCUUCAUCUUGCUUUUGCUCUGCAAUUUCAGCCCAUCUCUGAGCCUAAAAAUCUGCUCCUUCAAUGUGAGGUCUCUUGGAGAAACUAAAAUAGCCAGACCUGAAGUCGUCGAUGCCGUGGUAAAGAUCAUUUCUCGCUGUGACAUCGUGCUGCUGAUGGAAAUAAAGGAGAACAAGAACCGGAUUUGUCCUUUCCUGGUGGAGAAGCUCACCAGUCAGCUGAGGGGGCCGAAGGAGGACUACAGCUGUGUGGUCAGCGAGAGGCUGGGAAGGAAGAGCUACAAGGAGCAGUACGCCUUCAUCUACAGGCAGCAUCUGGUAUCAGUGAAACAAACCUACCAGUACCCUGACACCCAGCCCGGGGAUGAGGAUGCCUUCUCCAGAGAGCCCUUCACCAUCUGGUUCCAGUCUCCAAAAACCGCUGUCAAAGAGUUUGCUAUAAUCCCUCUGCACACCACACCAGAGACAGCAGUACGGGAGAUUGAUGAGCUCUAUGAUGUGUAUUUAGAUGUAAAACAGCGCUGGAAAACUGAGAACUUCAUCUUCAUGGGGGACUUUAACGCUGGAUGCAGCUAUGUUCCCCAAAAACAGUGGAAGAACAUCCGGCUGAGGACUUACCCUGAAUUCAUCUGGCUAAUUGGUGACAAAAAUGACACAACGGUGAAGAGGAGCACAAGCUGCCCAUAUGACAGGAUCGUGGUCAGCGGGCAGAAGCUCAUCCAUGCCAUCGUGCCACACUCUGUCAGUGUCUUCGAUUUCCAGAAGAACUUUCAGAUGACUGAGGAGCAGGCACUGGGGGUGAGCGACCACUUCCCAGUAGAAUUUGAGUUAAAAACAAAAGGUGGCUUCUUCAACUGGCUGAAAUCAAAGUUCUCGAAGAGCAGGAGACCAAGAAAGAGCCGCCACUCAAGCUCAUGAGCAUGCUGAGUCCUCUCAAGUGGUGUGGAAAUACACAGAUGCCAGCAGAUCCUGUAGAAGACUGAUGUAGAUAUACUUAACAGCAAGUGCAAUAUUUAGUGGAAAAAACCCAAAUAUUUUGUUAAAGUUCAAAUAUUUUGGGUGAGAAGGCAAAUUAAACCUUCAGGUUAUUUUCCUCAUAGUAUGCAAAAAUAAAUCAGUUAGAAGCAGCAUACUAUACUUACUGUAUUGACAAAUAAAAGGAGCUACUGCAAGGGUAAAAAA
This is a messenger RNA of Falco peregrinus (peregrine falcon), 1305 nucleotides long. RefSeq names its product deoxyribonuclease 1 like 3 (gene DNASE1L3). The transcript has 8 exons. Gene Ontology annotation, cellular component: nucleus. Gene Ontology annotation, molecular function: DNA nuclease activity. Gene Ontology annotation, biological process: apoptotic DNA fragmentation; programmed cell death involved in cell development. Bases 118 to 1041 code for a protein of 307 amino acids. The record is from RefSeq and is a predicted model, not a curated record. NCBI's taxonomy places the organism in Eukaryota, Metazoa, Chordata, Aves, Falconiformes, Falconidae.